Molecule: messenger RNA, 1509 nt
Organism: Plodia interpunctella (Indianmeal moth)
Lineage: Eukaryota; Metazoa; Arthropoda; Insecta; Lepidoptera; Pyralidae
Product: calcyphosin-like protein
Exons: 7
Coding region: 134-886 (250 amino acids)
Molecular function (GO): calcium ion binding
Source: RefSeq, a predicted model, not a curated record
AUGUAUCAGUUUACUAGAAAAACGUAAUUGACUAGUCAAAUCAAUUUUGUUUUCUUUGAAGCAUACCAUUGAGACAUUAUUUUUAUUAAGAAAGCGUCUUCCAUAAUUCAAGAUUGAUUUCACACGAGGUAGGAUGAGCAGCGCCUCUAUGGCAGCUUGCUUCAACUACAACAACCAAAACGCGCCCAAGACUCCGCAAGCUUCGGCCAAGGGUGACAAGAUCGACAUCAUGGACUCCGGGGUAGCAUGGCACAGACCUCAGUCGGCCGCUACCCGAGUGGAGGAGGAGCUAAUGCAGAAAAGUGUCCGAGCUCUGAACACGACUACCGACCCUUUGGAGCGGCUGCGUCUCCUGUGCUUGUCUCGCGGCGCCUCUGGGAUCAUGGGGCUGGGCAGAAUUUUCCGGCGUAUGGAUGACGAUGGCAGCAAGCAGCUAAAUAAAGAGGAAUUCUUCAACGGCAUCAAAGAAACUGGGCUUGAACUGAACGAUAGUGAUGCUGAAGAGUUAUUUAAGAAAUUUGAUACCGACAACAGCGGUUCCAUCAGUUUGGACGAGUUCAUCAAGCAGAUACGCCCACCGAUGUCUGACUCCCGGCGCGCCAUCGUACAGCAAGCGUUCAAGAAGCUGGACAAAACGGGUGACGGCGUUAUCUCCGUGGCAGACAUCCGCGGGGUGUACGACGUCACCUCCCACCCACUGUACAUGAGCGGCGAAGAGAGUGCUGACGUUAUACUGAACAGGUUCCUCGCCAACUUUGAAACUGAGGGAAUUGUUGAUGGAAAGGUGACUUUAGAAGAGUUCAUGAACUACUACAGCGGCAUCAGUGUGUCCAUAGACAACGAUUGCUACUUCGAUCUGAUGAUGCGUCAAGCCUACAAACUGUAAUCGACCACAGCGCACACCGAGAAAGUUGAUACCACCACGGCUAUAAACUCUUCUCCGUUGCAGAAUGCACCAUUUUAAAAGAUCUAACCUGUUGACCGAUUACAAACUUUACUUUUGUCACAGCUCAAUCAAAGAUAACAUUAUAACAAAAUAACACUAUAUUCCUAUCAGUCUCAUGGUACUGCUACGUUUAAUGAAAUGCGGAACUGAUAACUAUUAAUGUCACAAAACCUAAUACUUUACAGUAUAGCUAUCCUACUACAUUUGGGAAUACAAUAAUUAAUCUAAUGUUUCGAUGAAUAUAAAGAUUUCUACAAUCUAUAUAGAUAAUUCAUCAGAAAUAGCACUAAUUACUAUGCGCUAGAGAAGAAAACAUUUCAAAAAUAUUAUUUUUUUGUUCCGUUUAAAUUUUUACCUCACUUUUUGUAAUUUGUGACCAUAGAAUCGCAUUUAUUUUUGUAAGCUUACACAAAGCACUAGAAAUAUCUCGAUGUAAUAAAGCAUUUGCACUAAAUAUAUGUUCGCUAAUUGUUGAUAUUAAUUAUAUAGUUUAUAUAAUAAAUUAUAAAUGUGUGAUUCGUAUUAACUAUGUACCUUACUUUGAAUUAAAUAUUUUAACAGUA